AAUCCCACUAUAAAACAAUGCUCUGCCUGCAGAAAAACACACACCAACUUUGCGAUCCAUAAAGAGAUUGUUAUUGCAACGAAUGGCGGCCAAGAAGUCAGUUCCAGUCAUAGACAUGGAAGAUUCGGCAAGUCUGCCUGAGAAACUAGUGAGAGCUUGCGAAGAACUAGGAUGUUUCAGGCUGAUGAACCAUGGAAUUCCAAUGUCUCUCAUGUCCGAAAUGAAGGCCGUCGUGCGGUGUUUGCUGGAUCUUCCCUUGGAAAUGAAGCUAAGAAACUCGAAUCCUCAUGAACCUUCUAAGGGCUACACCCCGCCGAACUUGGCCAGUCCCUUCUUCGACAGCUUGAGUUUAUACGACAUGGCCUCGCCUAAUGCUGUCGAGCAUUUUUGUGCCCAGAUGAAUGCCUCCCCUCAUCAAAGGGAGAUAAUAAACAAGUAUACUAAUGCUCUCAGGCAACUUGUACAGCUCCUGGGUAGUAAGUUGUUGGAGGGUCUGCGCUUGACUGGUGACCUUUUCCAAGAGGGGAUAUGCCAGUUGAAAAUGAACAAAUACAACUACGGUCCUGAAACGGUAGGACAAACGGGUGCAGUAUUGCAUUCAGACGCCGGGUUAUUUACCAUACUGCACGAUGAUGAGAAUGUUAAUGGCUUGGAGGCUGUGGACAACGCCACAGGAGAACUGAUUUCGGUUGAUCCUGUACCCGGAACUCUUGUUGUUAACGUCGGAGAUGUUGGUAAGGUGUGGAGUAAUGGAAGGUUUUGCAAUGUGAAGCAUCGGGUGCAGUGCUACAAGCCAACAGUUCGUAUCACAAUCGCUUUGUUUGUCUUGCCUCCUAAAGAUGAGAAGGUGGCAGUACUGCCGGAGCUGGUGGAUUCAAAACAUCCUCCCCUUUACGCCCCUUUCGAUUUUGAACACUACAGAAAACUGCGGAUCUCCACAGAUUCACCUACCGGUGAAGCUCUCGAGUUUUUUCGGUCCGACCAAGACUUGGUGAAGUAGCUUGAAACGGGAUGGAAGAAAGGUGCUGCAGUCCUGAUUCCUGAAUUUACAUUUUAUCAGAUUGAUGUUUCUGUUGAUUAUAUCAAGCAUUGUAAGGUUGAACCCUACAGGACAAUUCUGAGCCACAUAAUGCUACAAGCAAUACCAGGCUAUUGGCCAUGAGACCUCCUGAGUUGGAAUAAAUUUGAUUUGGAUAAAAAUAUUCUUGAUUUGAACUAGAAUUUUCCAUUAUAUUUAGCCGAGUGUAUUACACUACAUAAAAGAAUGAAUCUUUUCUUAAUAU
Sesamum indicum (sesame) is the source of this 1283-nucleotide messenger RNA. Its product is annotated as 2-oxoglutarate-dependent dioxygenase DAO. NCBI's taxonomy places the organism in Eukaryota, Viridiplantae, Streptophyta, Magnoliopsida, Lamiales, Pedaliaceae. The record is from RefSeq and is a predicted model, not a curated record.